This is a messenger RNA of Ooceraea biroi (clonal raider ant), 1614 nucleotides long. RefSeq names its product mitochondrial transcription factor B2 (gene mtTFB2). Gene Ontology annotation, cellular component: mitochondrial matrix. The record is from RefSeq and is a predicted model, not a curated record. Gene Ontology annotation, molecular function: mitochondrial transcription factor activity; rRNA (adenine-N6,N6-)-dimethyltransferase activity. NCBI's taxonomy places the organism in Eukaryota, Metazoa, Arthropoda, Insecta, Hymenoptera, Formicidae. Gene Ontology annotation, biological process: rRNA methylation; transcription initiation at mitochondrial promoter.
UUAGUUAAAUUGAUUAUAUGUGCUUUGAAAUUAUUUUGAGAAAUUGCUAUUUACAAGUUGGUGAUGUUAGUUUGUCCAAUCAAGAAUGAAUAUUCUCUGAGCCGGGUGCUUUGUAAAAUGACAACAAAUCUAACCAAUAUAUAGCCUUUGUUUCUUAAAAGUUGUACCUGAAGGAAAAAUGUUACGUAGGAGAUUGUUAUUUGCGAUAACGUCCUGCUUUUCUGAAAGAAAUAUUAUAAAUGUAUAUUGUUUGAUAUCAAGUUAUAACAAUUUACAUGGGCAUCUCAAGGAAACUAAAUGCAUCAACACAAUGCAAAUGGAAGAGGAGACUAAAAAAGUAAAAUUAAAUGACGAAGAAAAGACGAAACAACAUACAAAGAGAAAAAAGAUAACUGUACCAAAUAAGCAGCAUGUCAGUGAUCCUACACAAAGUAUUAAUUCAGAUAUGAGCAAUGUUUGCCCAAAAGAAUACAUGAAAAGUUUGGGAAUAAACACAGAUGUGUUACAAUUGAUCGAUGAAGAGGCUGCUGCAAAGUAUGUUUCUUUGAUCAUAAAAGAUCUCCUAAAAAAUACGUGUUUUGUUGCCGAGAUAAAUCCUGGAUUUGGCAUAGUAACGAAAAGGCUAUUAGAAGCGGGUGUACCACUGAUCCAUCUAUACGAAGCAAGAAAAGAUUUCCAUCCAAUAUUGGAAAAGAUCCAAAGCAUCUAUCCUGAUCGAAUGAAUGUAAGAAAUUUUAAUCUCGUCAAUAUCGGCCAGUUAUUGUACAGGGACAGACACACAGGCGGAAAUCAGGUGCAGGAAAACGUUUUGCAAAACGUGGAAAAUAAAAAAUGGGAAGAUGAAUCCUGUAUGCAGAUAGUGGGCGCGACAAACAGCUCAGCUUUCUUCAGACAUCUCAUAAAUAGUUUAAUUUUUCAAACUUCUUUGAUGUCCAAUGGAAGGCCUGUUUUCUACAUCAUGAUACCGCCAUCGUUUUGGCAUAAAUAUACUUGUGAUAUUAGUAAUGGUAAAAUAUAUACUUCUUUAAAAGUGAUGUUCCAAACCAUGUUUCAUUACGAACAUCUGGGAACAGUGGAUAGAAAAGCUUUUCUACCUUCAGCGAGACAAAAGAAAACAUCUUCCAAACAUAAGUAUAAUUCCACAUUCGAUGAAAAACUGAGGGAAGAUUAUAAACACAUGUACGUGAUAAAACUUGAACCGAGGUCUGAUCUUUACUCGCUAUUGACAAAGAAAGAUUGGAUAGUAUUUUGGUAUUUUGUCAGACAUCAUAUGCGGAAACGUUCUAACAGAUUAAUACCUGACUUAGAAAAAUGGGCGCCAGGUUGCGGAAUCAAAUUAAUAGCCAAAAAUUAUACGAUAUUCACACAAUUUGGGGACUUGACUCCGACACAAAUCUUGGAAGUCUUCAAAGAAUUUAAAUCCUGGCCGGAGUAUAGAGAGAGUUAUUUCUUAGGUUCUAUGGGCGAUUCUUUGAGUACAUUUAAUGAACCAGCACUUUUAGAUUUUAAAUUUUUACAGAUGGACGAAUAAUCCUGUAAUGUAUAUCUUGUACAUUGUAUAUAUAGAUAUGACAUAUAUAUAUAUAUAUAUAAUAAAAUAAAAUUUUACUUUCC